UUACCGGAAUUACCUCGAACAAGCAAUGAUCGAGUGGGGAGGCUUGUGCCCCAGGGCUCAAUACCAGGCAGAGAUGCUCACCUGGGCUAGACUUUGUCAGUUUCAAGAGUCCGUCCUUGAGCAUGCUUGCUGACAAGAAUGUAGUUGAGGGCGAUUUCCCAGAAUUCGAAGAGUUGGUCAUGUACCGCAACUAGGAGACUAUUUACCCGGUCGAAUGGGAACUGUUGCUGACUCCCUCUGGCGGCAUGGUCCUCGGGCGAAAGAGAAAAGAGACCAGCGGAACCAGAUUCAUGGCGGAGAAGAUGGCAUCGGGAUACUCAGCCGCCGAUACAAAAGCUGGAGACCUUAGCAUGCCAACAACUCCAGACCUCAGCAGACCGGUGACUCAGGUGGAGACACAAGAGCAGACGGACGCAGCGCCGUCUGCAUCACACGACGCCCAGUCUCCUCAGGUCACCUCCAAUGAUGGGGACAACUCGCCAGACGAGAACAAUCCGAACCAGCAAGAGGAUACAGAGCCAUCGGGGGGAGAUGGGGAUGCCGCGGCAGGUGCCUCAAACAACGCACCAGUCACUCCUGAAAGUCACCUCCAACACAGCUCUCGAAACAAUCACCAUGGCAUACCAAAGCCAGCUUCAGACUAUGCUGGAGACGACUCAUCAGAAGAUGAGUCUCCUGGAGGAGUCAAGUUGUAGGAUACUCUAGACCACGGGCGUGGGUCUUGAGCAGCGACCAGGGGUACAUGUCUUUGAUGGUCAGCGUCUUUUGUAAGAAAUGUCGAGUAACAGAGCUCAAUGGAGCAUGGUUUACACUAAUGGAGUAUGGUUUACGUUCAAUGGAGUAUGCUUACGCUCAAUGGAGCUCGUAACCGCAAUGA
Molecule: messenger RNA, 877 nt
Organism: Hyaloscypha bicolor E
Lineage: Eukaryota; Fungi; Ascomycota; Leotiomycetes; Helotiales; Hyaloscyphaceae
Exons: 1
Coding region: 246-695 (149 amino acids)
Source: RefSeq, a predicted model, not a curated record